Molecule: messenger RNA, 1746 nt
Organism: Rotaria sp. Silwood1
Lineage: Eukaryota; Metazoa; Rotifera; Eurotatoria; Philodinida; Philodinidae
Source: the annotation of a GenBank genome assembly
AUGAUUUACAUUAAGUGUAUUUUGGUAUUUUUAGCUGUGUAUUGCGAUGCACGGAUAGGGAAAAAAUCUGAUGGAUCUGUGAGCAAACGUGGUUGUGCUCGUCUUGGUGAAAUCUGUACUACUAGCUCCGAUUGUUGCGGCCAUGAUGAUUCUGAGAGUGGCCAUUGUGUUGUUUGUUAUAGCUUUUGGGCUAGUCUCACUGGUAAAGGCCAUGAUAAAUGUGGUUGUAGUUAUGGUUCUGUUACUGUUGAUCCGGAUACCCAUCGUGUCAUCAGUAAUGUUUGCAACGGUCCCGAUCGAUCUGGUAAAAGUGUUUGUCAUACACGUGUUGCUCCUCCUGGUGAUCGGUAUUAUCGUGGCAACAAACUCUUUUAGAGUCGUGAGAAAAACGACCAGAUACGUUACGUGCAUGAGAAGUUCAAUAAAGCCGUCAAUCAUCACUAAAACUAUUAAACAUUAUCAAUUAGUUAUUAUACUGUCAUAUUCUACAAUGAAUUUUAUUCCUUGUUUCUUUUUAUUUUUUAUUUUAAUUAAAAAUUAGCGCACGAAAAUUAUACUUUGUCUAGUUGCUUCCGAGCAUUACCACCAUAUAUGUUGAAUCAUUGACGGUAACAUCCAUCAUCAUCAGAAUCUCAUAAUUCCUCAUGUCUUUGAUUCUUAUACAUGCAAUAUGAGAGCUUUUAGAGUAUUUCCCUCAUGACAAUGAUAAAAGUUUUGAACUUCGAAGUAUAUGCAGCUUCUCUGAUACUAUCAGAAUUUCAUCAAAUAUGAUCAGAUUCUGUAGAGUGUAUAAAUUUAUUGCCGUAUCAUUGUCGCUUCCCUAAUUAUGAAAUUUCAUUAACAAUAAAUUUGUUCGAGAAUGAUCAUUGAAUGAUAAACAAAACGUUUAUAUAAUAUCAAAUUCAAUAAAGAAGUUUUCUUAAAACCUAUCUUGGGUGUGGAUGUGAGUGUUAAUAAUGUCUGAAUCUACACCCACACCCUUUUAUUGCUUAGUUGUCUGCUAGUUGUACUUCUCUUAUCUUUUUAUAACAUUGCGAAUUAAUUCUUACCAUCAAAGAAACUGUUCGAUGAGACACAUUUUUCAUUCAAGCUUGAGAGAGAAUCGGCGUUACAUUUCUCAUUAAACAAAAGGUUGCUAAAAUUUUUGAAAAUAUUCCUAACUAUACACAAUAGUAAAAAGCUUCAAAUCAUUUCUGGAAAACAGUCUCCGUGAGACGUAUUCCCUUUACUGAAAGGGGGGUCAUAUGAAAUAAAAUGCGUUUGUAUGUAUGUAUGUGUCAAGGUCAAAAGAACAUCAGGGUCAAAAAAACAUCGUCUGAAAGAUUAAUGCUCUGUUCUUUUCUACAUCUACUCAUGCAAAGCUUGACUAGUGGUUGGCGGGGGGUGUGGGUGGGUGAGUGUGGGGUGUGGAUGUGGAUGUGGGUGUGCGUGUGCGUGUGGGUGGAUGUGGGUGUGGGUGUGGUGUGCAUGCAGUUUUUGGCUGUCAGAGGCUGUAUUCCUUUUAUUCACAUCCAUACACACAUCCUCAAGAUUGCAAAGAAAAACAGGAAACCUAUUGGAGCAGUUUCGUAACUGAAGAUGAAAUUAUGCAAGAACCUUCCUUUUUCGUAAACUAGCAAUCAAGUGAGCGAAUCGAAGUGCCAUAUGAACAAAAAAAACGCUACGAGUAGGAUUCGAACCUACGAAGGAAGAUCCCAUAUGACUAGUAAUCAAACGUCUUAAACCGCUCGGCCAUCGUAGAUGCAU